Messenger RNA from Pseudogymnoascus verrucosus, 1016 nucleotides. RefSeq lists its product as uncharacterized. The record is from RefSeq and is a predicted model, not a curated record. Bases 485 to 712 code for a protein of 75 amino acids. The transcript is spliced from 3 exons. Lineage: Eukaryota; Fungi; Ascomycota; Leotiomycetes; Thelebolales; Thelebolaceae.
AUGAAAACCACAAUCGAGACAAGGGUUAAUCAAGCAAGUAACCGUGCUGGUCUUACUCGGCCAUACUCCUUGAACAAAAUCAUUGGCAGUGAUUACACGUCGAUAACGCGCUGACCCGUAAGUUACGAGUACGCCGUGUCGAUAGUUGGAGCACAUUGGAGCACACCGUCUCAUAAUUUGUGACGAUACGGGCUCGAAUUCGGAUGAGGCUUUCAACCGACUCAUCAUCGGCGCUAAUUUACUUUGACAUUAUUGGCUUGAGAGUGGAAAUAGUGGGCAAUACCCAGGAGAGUAUCUCUUAGAUAAGAUUUCAGAAGGUUGAGAUGAAAGAGAGAAAAAACGUCGACAGUAUGGGGCGGAUAUAAAGUCCCUCUUUCCCCCCGUCUCUUGAUCAUGGACUAGUCAACUCAAACACAUUUCGGUGGGAGACUUCGUUAGUCGACAGACAUUUGCACAAUAGAAGUUGUGUUUCUCGCAAGCUACAAUGUCUUCCGCGACGACGACGGGUGCAGUGCAUGGAGGCGACUCGCAAUAUAUCAGUGCGGAACCAUAUAUCAGCAUAACGGCCUACGGAAUCAUGGUAGCCAACACCAAAACGACCAAGGACGAACAGUUGGAAAUGCGCGAAGCCGAGCUACAGAAGUGGCUUUCUUCGCCAGACCAACCCUACACUACUCUCCGGAAUAAGAAGCCUCGCAGAGAUAAGAAAUGAUGUGCUCGACAACACAGACGAGAGGGUAGGCAGAGAACGACACAUCGAACAAUCAACUUGUUUCUGAAGUCGAACAAUCGUGAAAUGUCAGCACAGCGUUGCCGGCAUAAAUUCAAUUCUAUAUGACGCUGCUUAGCAGCACAAGUUCGACUUUGGAUCUUUUCGAUUCUCGGGAAUGUGUGUGGCGAGAUACUGUCCAGCCCAAUCCGAUAUAAAUAUGGAUGAAGCGAGCACAACGCCAACAGCACAACGCCAACAAUAUCUUUAAUAUUUUGGGGGAGGCUUUUUAUGCCUCAGAUAGAAG